This is a messenger RNA of Camellia sinensis, 3517 nucleotides long. The record is from RefSeq and is a predicted model, not a curated record. Lineage: Eukaryota; Viridiplantae; Streptophyta; Magnoliopsida; Ericales; Theaceae.
CCUACUUGUAAGCAGAAAAUGAGUUGGCUAAUAUGGCUUCAUCAACUUAUUCUGGUAUCUCUCUUGUUUUCUCAAGUUGUUACAUGUUCAUCGUCAUGGUCUUCUUCUACUUCUGCACACCAUAUGUGCCUUGAGGACCAGAAAUUCUCACUCCUUCAAUUUAAGAAAACUUUCACCACAACUAGUGGUCUUACCUUCCCAGAGUGUGAAACUUAUUCUCACCCUAAAAUGGUGUUCUGGAAUGAGAGCACUGAUUGCUGCUCAUGGGAUGGGGUCACCUGUGACUGGUUGAAUGGUCAUGUAAUUGGGCUUGACCUCAGUUGCAGCAAGCUUCAAGGAACCAUUCAAGGUAACAGCAGCCUCUUCCAUCUUCGUCAGCUCCAGAGGCUCAAUCUUGCCUUCAAUGACUUCAGCUUCUCUAAAAUUUUAUCCAGGUUUGGCUCAUUCACGAGUUUGACCCACCUCAACCUCUCUAACUCUUUAUUUGCAGGCCCAAUUCCUUCAGAAAUUUGUCAUCUAUCUAAAUUGAUUUCCCUUGAUAUGUCUAAUUAUAAUUCUCAGUGGAGACUUGAACAACACACUUUCAAUAUGAUCCUUCGGAACCUAACCCAAUUAAAGGAACUACACCUUGAUUGGGUGGAUAUCUCUUCGCCUUUACCUCAUGCUUUGUUAAAUCUGUCUUCUUUAACAUCUCUUAGUCUUGGUUUUUGUCAACUGCAUGGGAAAUUUCUAGAAAACAUUUUCCACCUUCCAAACCUACAGAAGCUCAUUGUACAGUAUAACGGGGACCUCACGGGUAAACUUCCAAACUUUAAUGUGACUAGUUCCCUUCAGUUUCUUGAUCUCUCAUGGACAAGUUUUUCUGGCCAAUUGCCUGAUUCAAUCGACAAUCUCAGAGCCUUGAAUAGGUUUUACGUCUCAAGCUCUAACUUUUCGGGGUCCAUUCCAGCUUCUUUUUGGAACCUUACAAAAAUCACUAGUUUAGACUUUUCGCAUAACGUUUUUAGCGGUCAAAUCCCCCCAUCAAUUUCGAACCUUGCAAAGCUUAUUGACUUGGAUCUUUCUAUUAACAAUUUUUCCGGACAAAUACCAAAUUCCAUUGGCAACAUGAGCCAACUUGCUUUCUUGGACCUUUCUGGAAAUCAGCUAAUAGGUCCCAUUCCUUUGUAUGCAGUUGGGCUUUCAAAGCUAACUUUUCUCGGAUUGAGUAAUAACUCUCUCAAUGGGACAUUACCAUCUUGGUUGUUUGCUCAACCUUCAUUGGUUUCUAUAGAUUUGAGAAACAAUAAGCUGCAAGGACCAAUUCCAAGAUCAAUUUAUGAACUUGCGAACCUGACAUACUUGGAUCUUUCAUCAAAUAACUUAGGUGGUGUAGUGGAGCUAGAUAAGCUUCUAAAGCUAAAAUAUAUGUCCCUGCUUGAUCUCUCAUAUAAUGGUCUGUCAUUGAGCAUCAACAAUAGUCUCAACUCUACUACCUUGCCUAGCCUUGAGAUUAUAGGAUUAGGUUCUUGCAACUUAACUGAAUUCCCAAACUUCUUGAGAGAACAGGCUGGAUUGUUUUCUCUAGACCUUUCAAACAACAAAAUUCAUGGUGAAGUUCCAAAAUGGGUAUUGGAUGUGGGGAAAUUUUCAUUGACUCGUUUAGAUCUUUCUCAUAAUUUUCUUUCUACGGGUUUAGAGAAACUUCCAUGGUUGGCACUACAAUAUAUUGACCUGCACGACAACUUACUCCAUGGACCACUCCCUGUUCCACCUAUCACCACAACUGUUUUCCUCAUAUCAAGUAAUAAAUUUACAGGAGAAAUCCCUCCAUUGAUUUGUGGUCUAGGGUUGCUUAAAGUUCUUGAUUUGUCUAAUAAUAGUUUGAGUGGUAUGAUUCCACAAUGUUUGGGAAACUUAAGCAAUAGUCUCUCGGUGUUGAAUUUACGAAUGAAUAGCUUUCGUGGCGCCUUUACUGCAAUAUUUGCGAAAGGCAGCACGCUGAGGAAUCUUAACUUGAAUGACAACCAGAUUGAAGGACAAGUUCCGCGAUCUUUGCUCAAUUGUGGACGUUUAGAAGUUCUAGAUCUUGGAAGAAACAAGAUAAAUGAUACAUUCCCCUACUGGUUGGAAACUCUUCCAGAGUUGCAGGUUCUUGUCUUGAAAUUUAAUAGGUUUCAUGGUCACAUAAACACAUUCAAGACAAAGAGCAAACUUCAUUUCCCUAAGUUGAGGAUUAUCGACAUAUCUUACAAUGAGUUUACUGGCCUUUUGCCAACCAAUUAUAUCUCACGAUUUGAAGCUAUGAUGAAUGUGGAUGAACAUGAAUUGAAAUUAAAAUACAUGGGUGAUAUGUAUUACAAAGAUUAUGUGGUGGUGAUCGUAAAGGGACAUGAAAUUGAAUAUUCAAGGAUCUUAACAGUCUUCUCAAUCAUUGAUUUAUCAAGCAAUAAAUUUAUAGGAGAGAUUCCGAAAUCCAUUGGGAGGCUUAAUUCACUUCGGGGUCUUAACUUAUCUCAUAACAACCUUCAAGGCCAUAUCCCAACUUCACUUGGAAACAUGAGCAACCUUGAAUCAUUGGACCUUUCCUCAAACCAGCUUGUUGGGGGGAUUCCUCAGCAACUGACAAGUUUGAUGUUUCUUGCGGUACUAAACCUUUCAUAUAACCAUCUAGUGGGACAAAUUCCUCAAGGGAGACAGUUUAAUACAUUUGGAAAAGAUUCAUACAAUGGGAACUGGGAUUUAUGUGGAUUCCCCUUAUCAAAGAAAUGUGAGGAACUACAGCCACUGCCACCUCCGCCAACGCUCCACGAAGACGAGAAUUCAAACAGGUCAAGUGGAUUUAGCUGGAAAGUUGUAGCGAUGGGGUAUGGAUGCGGAUUUGUGUUUGGAAUGGUUAUGGGAUAUCUUAUGUUCGUAACUCGAAAACCAGAAUGGCUUAUGAAAAUUGUUGAAGGAAAACAAUAUAAGAAGGUGAAAAGGUCCAACAAGGGUGCCCACUGAUGCAAUGAAAGAAGAAAUCCGCAAAAACAAAUGGCGUCAUUUAGUACUAGAUCUGUUCAGUAGCACAAUAAAACAAUGGUAUCCAGUUGAAGGGGUUUCUCACCUAGUUGCUGCAUUUGAGUGUGUGCAUCCAGAUAGUAGCUAUACAGGAUCACUUCAAAAGCUUUACCCUUGUUGAUGUAUUGAAACCUAAAGCUUCGUUUGGUUUUCUUAAAGCACGAGUUAAAUAAGAGUUGCAUGUCAUGACUCUUCGUUGUUUCUUUUCUCGCAUCAUGUACUACCUUUAGAGAUUUGCACUUUUGUAUGUAGUUGCUUUUAAAUUGGAUUUCAGCUACAGAAGACUAGGCAUUGCCAAGUUUUUAACUUUGAAAUGCAAUCUUACAAGUUACAACUCAAGUCAUUCCUCUUGGUACAUUCUUAAUUAUUUUGAAUGACAGAAAUGUUGGGUUCUACAUAGAGAAUUCACAUUGAAAAUAAUGUUAUAUGUUACUUGUUUAGCAAUGUUUUUACCAGUUGCUAUUGUAGUAUAGGUGAG